CGCAUCUGGAGGAUCCAUCAGUGAACUCACUAUCAUGCCUGCAGUCACUUUGAGUCCAGAGUGACAAGCUUUCUAAUAUUAGAAAGUAGUUUCAAUUAAUACACGUGUAAAAAAGACGAGUGGGAAAGCAGCCACGCGCGCAUUCGCCAAAUGCGUUUUUGGAGACGGGGCGCAUCGCAGGAUUAAUGCUUGGGAAGACUCAUUUCUGUUCCCCAAACCGGUCAAAUGGAAUUACGAGGCUUCCAAUUCUCUUGGCACCCUCAUCCUCCUCUCUCUUCUCCACCUUUCUGAAUCUGAAGAAGCCUUCGCUGGUUACGUCAGACCCCGGAGCGAAAAGUGCAGGGCAAGCAAAUAACGCGGCGAAGGAGUCGCUCAGAGACUCUGCGCCCCGAAGCCCAGCCUGCUCACUCCUUUGUGAUCAGUCCUAUCACUAAAGCUAGUGCUACGAGCAGCUCUGAAAGUCAGGGAGGGUUUCUGUCUCAUUCUCUCCUGCUUUUCUCAUGCGCGCUUUGGAAACCGAUUUUCUGUGCCGUGACAAAUACGCAACCAAGGACACUGUUAGCCAGAACGCAGUGAGCCAGAACGCACGCUUGCGUCUUUUUUCCCCUGCGCAAUGACGCGUGUGAGGAUUUCUCCACGACUCCACAACUGAUAAGAUUCGUUGAUCCGCCUGAGAGCGACCGACAUGCCACACGCCCGAACCAGGAACCCGAGCCCCAUCCCGGAGGUACCGUGGGACACCGGGCACAAAGAGAUGAACGAGACGUGGAAGGGGGCUGUGGCGUGUCUCGGUGUGGCCGUGUUCUUCGUAAUGACCAUCGGCAUCAUCUACUGGCAAGUGGUGGACCAGCCCAACAAGAACUGGAUCCUGAAAGGCAGCUUCAGCGGGCUGGUAUGGGAGCGCAGGGCGCACUCGAUUGUGGUGCAGACGCUCACCGAGGACAAGACGUUCGUGCAGAUCGACCUGGGACACGCGAGCGGCGCUGACGCCGAUGUGACGUUCGUACGCAACCUUUGUUGGCUUAACAAAACCGAGUUCUGCUACACGUGGGACUCGGUGGCCGACGUGAGGAUUUCUCUUGACGCCGGCGACGGAACCGGGACAGAGUGUUACACAGUGACCUGGACCCCGGUGCACUGCAAUGUCGAGCUCAAGGACUGUUUCUCCAUGGAUAAUAUAUCAUGGUACGGUGGGGCCAGUGUCCAAGCACUGCGGUGGCCAAUAAAUGAUGUGGAUAUUUCAAUGCAGCCCUUCACUGUCAGUGACCUAAGGGACAACCCCUCUGGCUUUGGCUCAGUCCUGGAGCGCUACUUCCUGGGAUCAUCAGGUGUGGCAGUAUUGGUGGCUCCACACGUCCCGCUGCAUGUAGGGGUAAAAAGCAGGCAGCAGUUUUGUCUUCAGACAACACCCAGUAUUGCACGACUGCCCCUGCAGUACACUGUCUGUGUGGGAGAGAAUAUCAAAACUGUUUACCAAGAGUCAAUACAGCAGCUCUCCCAGCCUUAUCGAGAAUUGCCCAGCAUGAAUGUCUUAAGGUUGCCUUUCUGGAAACUUACAGCAAGUGUGGAAUCAAGGUCAAAGAUUGAGAAGGAGCUGAGAACCUUCUCUAACAGGCUGAAGAGGCAUCAUCUAGGAGAAGGGGUCAUCAGCCUGGAUGAACAUUCCACAUCUCUCCUCUCUACGGAAGAACUGUUCGAUCCUUUUGAAUACCACAUUGGUAGGAGAAGGACAUCUAAGAGACAGAGCAGGGACCUCCCUUUUGUGAAGCUUCUGAAUAUUUCUGUAACGCUGUCCCCAUACAUAAACGUGGAUUCACUGCAGUUUCAGACCUUCAUACAAGACAGAAUGCAAGAUUAUUUCCUCAGCCUGCCCACUGGCCCACAGGCUCAACUGGUCCCAUUUUUAACUCAGUGGAGAGGACAAUAUUGUGUCAAGUUGAACAUCACAAAUUCAGAAGUCAGCAACUGGUUCAUGGAGAGAGUAAACAGCCUUCACAGCCGCAUAGGCAUGGAGUAUGUGAUGCUAGAGGGUGGAGAAGGAAACCUGCUUGAAGAGAAGAUUAUGCGACAUUUUUCUGUUCUCAAAGGAGAUGAAUACAUCGGGCUCCUGGCAAACCUCGCUGAAAGCAUAGGGAACAACACGAUUUUAAGUGCAGGGACAAGGUCCAGCCAUAAGCCUUUGUUCAUCCGUAUGAGUGCACUGCAGUCUGACUGGAGCUAUGCUGGCCUCAAGGGUAUCAUUCCAGCCCUGCUGCAUUACAGCUUGCUGGGCUAUAAUUUCUUCAUUCCCGAUGCAGUAGGAGGCUCUUUAUCCACUGAGCCGUUCACAGAUGAUGAACUCUACAUUCGCUGGCUGGAGAUUGUUGCGUUUUUUCCUGUGCUCAGUUUUCAGACACCUCCAUGGGCAACUGAGAUAGACAAGGCUGUUAACCUAACCAGAAGCUACAUCAACAUGCAUCAUGAGUUUGUAGUACCUAUAAUAGAGAAAUAUGCGCAGGAGUGGCAAACUACUGGAAACCCCAUCUACCGCCCGUUGUGGUGGAUCAGCCCUAAUGAUCCAGUCACAUUCACUAUUGAUGAUGAAUUUCUCAUUGGUGAUGAGGUACUUGUUGCACCAGUGACAGAAAAAGGAGCCUUGCAAAGAGACAUUUAUCUGCCAGAGAGCAACUUUCAAUGGCAAGACACCAACAAUGCUAAAGUGUUUGAUGGCGGGACGCUCCUACAAAGUUACAACGUUGGGCUUGAGGAGGUGCCUGUAUUCAUCCUGAGGCCAACUGUCUGACUAUCACAAGGCUGAUUUUCUAUUUCUGACUUUUUAUUUUUUAGUUGUGCUGAUCUCAAGUUGCACUUUCCACAAAGACAAUUUUCUUUCUAAGGCACAGUCUUGAGAUGAGAUCAUUUUCUAUUUGCACUUUACAAAUGAAAGUUAUUUAUAUCAUCUAUAAUAUUUUGAAAUCAUCUGGUUUCAGCUAGAAUUCUUUGUGGUAAUUCAAUUUUUUUCUACUUACAAGAAGAAGAACUGUGGUUUACAUUUGAUAAACACUCACAGCCUUAAAAGUUGAUCUGCUUCCACCUGCCAUAACAUGGAGUAGAGCAUCGAGCGCUUAAUUCACUUAAAACAAUCUUUGUUUCUAAAGAAGACCAAACAUUCAAUGAAAAGAAACUUCUUGCCGAGAAAUAAACUGUAAGGAAGGAACCUCGUGCUGAUAUCCGAGCGGACAUGUCACUGUAUGUCUCUUAAUUUCACUGAGCAGGCUUUUUCACUCAGAUGUUGCAGAUUGUUUUGCUAUUCUACCUGUACCUCAAGUUCAUUGUUAUCUCUGUUAAAUGUAAAAGAAAAAUUAACCAGCAAAACACAGGGGUUGAUUCACAGAGCAAUGUUCUGAAGCGCAAUUGCAAUAACUUGACCCACUGUGUUCAAAGUGCUAAAAAAUAGUGAUCACCUUCUAUGCAACAAAAUGGUCCACCAUCAUUAUAUUUUUAAGCUCUAAGUCUUAUCAUACAUUACUGAUGAAAUUAUUUUUUAUUUUAUUGUUUUAGCAUAAUUUUACUUUUACUUUUUAAUAUAAGUAUACAUGUCCAAUCAAUGCCUUUUUUUUACUGAUUUAUAUAAACAUAUAUGUUGGUAUAAAAUGACUGGAGAAUAUCAUGCUGAUAAAAACAGCAUUCAUAGAAUUUCUCAAAUUACGGAGAUAUCAAAAAAGCUCUUGUCCCUAGACACACACACACACACACACACACACACACACACACACGCCAGUAAUACAAGCAAAUCAAGUACAAGAAUCUGUAUAGUCUGAAACAACAGUGCAUUAGGGUGCUGUGUCUCCAAAGUACAAUUUAAUUACUAUUCAGCGCAAGUGAGUCAUCAGCACGUGAAUUUAUGAGUUUAUGAAACCUGAAUCACUGUCAAAUGAUGUCCCAGUACAGAGAGAACUUGAUCAGCAUGGCAUAUAGCCUUCUGCUAUCUUAAUUAAACCUGAUAGAGUAGUCAAUGUUUACUGUAACUGCAGGGCCCUCAGGUCAGAUAUAUCAAAUUCGAUAACAUUUCUUAUUGAGGCCCUGUGUUGAAAUGUCUUAAUCUUUUUCUUUCUUAUAUAAACACAUAGUUUUCAAAGAAGACAAACUGUGAUGUUUUUUUUUUUUAUUAUUCAAACCUGUAUUCAAGGAACCUAUAUUCAGUUUUUUAGCAUAUACAGUAGAUUUUCAGUAGGUUUUGCUAAUGUCAGUCUAAAUGCUUUAGAUUAUGUCUGCUAAAUAUGUUUUGACUCAUUUUGAGCCCAUCUGAGGGCCAGAAGUGCCUCAAACAAAACAAAUCAGCAGUGUAGUGGAUAUCUGACUGUGCCAUUCAAUUCUUUUUUUGAUCUGUGAAUUAGAAAAUUGGAAAUGAAAAUAUACAAUAAAGUAUACACUUUCAUGUGGUAGAAAUA
This is a messenger RNA of Silurus meridionalis, 4430 nucleotides long. Its product is annotated as SITS-binding protein. The record is from RefSeq and is a predicted model, not a curated record. NCBI's taxonomy places the organism in Eukaryota, Metazoa, Chordata, Actinopteri, Siluriformes, Siluridae. The transcript is spliced from 10 exons. The coding region runs from base 686 to 2782 and encodes 698 amino acids.